UCAUCCAUCUACUGGACCUUCGUCAUACUAUAUUUUUACCGCACUGGCGAAAUUGCCCUUCUCGUCCAGCUAUAAAUACAGCUCUUCGGCUCCAUUUCCUUUCAUUCAGUUUUCGUUAAUUGUUCUUUGUAUCGAUCAAAUUCAAUUCUUUCAAGAUGCAAAUCUUCGUUAAAACCCUAACCGGCAAGACCAUCACCCUCGAGGUUGAGUCGUCUGAUACGAUCGACAACGUCAAGGCCAAGAUCCAGGACAAGGAAGGAAUUCCUCCGGAUCAGCAGCGUCUCAUCUUCGCCGGAAAGCAGCUCGAGGAUGGUCGUACCUUGGCCGACUAUAACAUCCAGAAGGAGUCAACCCUCCACCUGGUCCUCCGUCUUCGGGGUGGCAUGCAAAUUUUUGUGAAGACCCUGACCGGGAAGACUAUCACCCUUGAGGUCGAGUCAUCUGAUACCAUCGACAACGUAAAGGCCAAGAUCCAGGACAAAGAAGGCAUUCCCCCAGACCAGCAGCGUCUAAUCUUCGCCGGAAAGCAACUCGAGGAUGGGCGUACCUUGGCCGACUAUAACAUCCAGAAGGAGUCUACCCUUCACCUUGUCCUACGUCUUCGUGGUGGCAUGCAAAUUUUCGUUAAGACCCUGACCGGUAAAACCAUCACCCUCGAGGUUGAAUCAUCUGAUACCAUCGAUAACGUCAAGGCAAAGAUCCAGGACAAGGAGGGAAUUCCCCCAGACCAACAAAGACUUAUCUUCGCCGGGAAGCAACUAGAAGAUGGUCGUACCCUUGCCGAUUAUAACAUCCAGAAGGAAUCCACCCUCCACCUUGUGUUGCGUCUUCGUGGUGGUAUGCAGAUUUUCGUUAAGACGUUGACCGGAAAGACCAUCACCCUAGAGGUUGAGAGUUCGGACACCAUUGACAACGUCAAGGCUAAGAUCCAAGACAAGGAGGGAAUCCCACCUGACCAGCAGAGGCUGAUCUUCGCCGGAAAGCAGCUGGAAGACGGAAGGACUUUGGCUGAUUAUAACAUCCAGAAGGAGUCAACCUUGCACUUGGUGCUUCGUCUUAGGGGUGGGAUGCAGAUCUUUGUGAAGACCUUGACCGGAAAGACCAUCACCUUGGAGGUGGAGAGUUCUGACACGAUUGAUAAUGUGAAAGCUAAAAUUCAGGACAAGGAAGGCAUUCCUCCGGAUCAGCAGAGGCUGAUCUUCGCUGGGAAGCAGCUAGAGGAUGGAAGGACUCUCGCUGAUUACAACAUUCAGAAGGAAUCUACCCUUCACCUCGUCCUGCGUCUCCGUGGUGGUUUCUAGAUGGUGGUGGAUGUUGUUGGGUCUUGAUGAUUGUCUUUCUUUGAAUGCUUUCUGAAUGUUAAUGGGUUGAAGAUCUGUACUUGGAAACAGCGGCCUGUAGGCCCUAUUAUUGCUGUUAAAUAAAAAUUGAUUUCUCGAAAUGUUGUUUUUGUUUAUGUGAAUCUGUACUUUACUUUCUAGUGUAAUGAACAUCCGAAUGGUGUAUUGCA
This is a messenger RNA of Benincasa hispida (wax gourd), 1510 nucleotides long. RefSeq names its product polyubiquitin. Gene Ontology annotation, molecular function: protein binding. The record is from RefSeq and is a predicted model, not a curated record. Lineage: Eukaryota; Viridiplantae; Streptophyta; Magnoliopsida; Cucurbitales; Cucurbitaceae.